This is a messenger RNA of Mustela erminea (ermine), 851 nucleotides long. Its product is annotated as collagen alpha-1(I) chain-like. Bases 1 to 756 code for a protein of 251 amino acids. NCBI's taxonomy places the organism in Eukaryota, Metazoa, Chordata, Mammalia, Carnivora, Mustelidae. The record is from RefSeq and is a predicted model, not a curated record. The transcript is spliced from 2 exons.
AUGGCAGGGCUGCGUCCCGGGCGGGUGGGGCGGCCUGGGCCGGCCGCGGAGGCGGGGGCCGGGGUGCGGGUCGGGCUGCGGCCGCCGCCCCCUGCGCGCAGUAGGGGUCGGUGUCUCCGCGCGCCGCUGGGCGGCGGGCAGGGCUGCCCCGGGACCGGCUUCGCCGCGGGCGGACCGCUCGGUGUCUCCGGCCCUCCGCGGACUGUCCCCGCCUGCUCCACGAGGGCAGCGCCCGGGCCCGGCUGCUCCGAGCGCUCGCGGGGCCCGAGAAGCGGGGCCGGGGCCCGCAGCCUCACCGGCUGCCCGCGCAGACGCGGGACGCCACCGCCUGAGAAGGGGCCUCGGACCGCAAACCACCGAGUCGUCGACGGGAGCGAAGUCCUGUGCGGGGUGUGCGCGCGCCCGCCGCUCCGCCGCAGCCCCGCGCAGGUGCGGUCGGCGCUGCCGGGCCGGAGGGACGCACGCAGCCCGCAGCCCACUUCGGAGCGGCUGGGGCCGCAGCUACGGAACAUCCGCGGGGACGACCGGAGCCGACCGCGCAGCAGAACUGCCCGAGUCCUGGGUCUGGCUGGGGCGUCCGCAUGUGGUGAACUGAUUCCUCUACUCCCUGUGCUUCCUGCGGACGGGCCCGCUGGGCGGCGCCAAGAGCUCGGGCAUCUGUCCCGGUGCGCUUCCUCUUGCCUCCUACCAGAGCAGUGGCACUCCGUGGCCCCACUUCUGUGUGCCGGACUUGAUGGUUUUCGUGGCUAUCGAUGAGUAUUUUGUUUUAUUUAUUUUUAAAGUACGCUCUCUACCCAACGCGGGGUUGAACUCACAACCCCGAGACCAAAAGCCACAAGUUCUACGCCCGA